GUUUUCUCCCGCGUGUAUCGAGGAGUUCUGGGAGCAAUAACAAGCAGUCUCAGGUUGAAAAUAUGCAAGAGAGACAUUGCGUCCAUUCGCCAUUCGCCAUGUUGUAGAGUUCUGGAACCAGAUAACCACAAAUGUAAAAAGAACCUGGUCUAUAUCAUGUUUACUAGUCCAGCCCUAAAUUGCCAAACACUCCACCAAGUAGUCCCCCAACUCUCUCUCAUAUUUCAUUUCCCCACCUCACAGUUUUUAUUUCAUUUUACACCCAUCGUCACAGUCACAGGCAGGCCCACACUCGCUUUCUGCAGUAACAUAUAUAGUUUACAAUCGACCACACUAACAAAACUUACCACAACAACCUCCUCACCAGCCAAUUCUCUCUCGACGCAAAAAUGUCACCUCCUCCAACCAAAGCCAUCGUUCUCAUCUCUGGAAAUGGCAGCAAUUUGCAAGCACUCAUUGAUGCUUCGCAAGGGACCAAUGACUCGGAAAUCUCCUUGCCAUAUUUGAAGAUUAUUCGAGUUAUCACAAAUAGAAAGGCGGCGUAUGGAGUUACUCGUGCAGCAGAGGCGGGCAUCCCAACAACAUGUCACAAUUUGCUGACGGGAAAAUACCACAAGAAGGAUGAGAAGGACCCCGCAGUGAUAAAAGCUGCACGAGAAAAGUAUGAUGCGGACCUUGCGGAUCUCGUGAUCUCAGAACAACCUGAUAUCAUUAUCUGUGCUGGCUGGAUGCAUAUCCUCGCACCAACAUUCAUUGACCCCCUGACUGCUAAAAAGAUACCAAUCAUAAAUCUUCACCCAGCACUUCCAGGCAAAUAUGAUGGAGCCAAUGCCAUUGGACGUGCUUUCAAUGAUUUUGAACAGGGCAAGUUGGAGAAUAACAAGACGGGUCUCAUGAUUCAUUAUGUGAUCAGUGAAGUUGAUCGUGGAACACCAAUAGUGGUCAAAGAAGUGGAGUGCAAGACUUCUGAAUCGUUAGGGGAACUUGAAGCGAGAAUGCACGCAGAGGAGCACAAACUUAUUGUUGAGGGAACAGCGAUGGCAAUCAAAGAGCUCUGGGCUCAUAGGAGUAGUGUAAAUGCUUGAAUUGUUAUUUAUCAUAAUAGCAACCAUUAACGAACCCCCUAUCCCCCUUUCGCAUAGCGCUUCAUGCUGCUAUUCAGCAAGCAAAAUCAUCCACGCUUGAAACCAUUCAAUCUCUCAAACCCAAACA
Messenger RNA from Botrytis cinerea B05.10, 1212 nucleotides. RefSeq names its product Bcade8 (gene Bcade8). The coding region runs from base 390 to 1085 and encodes 231 amino acids. Gene Ontology annotation, biological process: 'de novo' IMP biosynthetic process. The record is from RefSeq and is a predicted model, not a curated record. The transcript has 2 exons. NCBI's taxonomy places the organism in Eukaryota, Fungi, Ascomycota, Leotiomycetes, Helotiales, Sclerotiniaceae. Gene Ontology annotation, cellular component: cytoplasm. Gene Ontology annotation, molecular function: phosphoribosylglycinamide formyltransferase activity.